AUGGCGGACCAUCAAUCUCCCCUGAUGCGCUUACCGAGGGAAUUGCGACUCGAAAUAUACAAGCUCCUUUUCAACGACAAAAACCACAAAGCCCUCGAUAUCCGAAGCGACGACCUCACCACUUACCGUCUCAUCUCAGAUGUAGAAUUUCACCCCUCCAUCAUGGGCGUCAAUCGCCAAAUAUACGAUGAGCUCUCCUUUCUGCUCUACAGUCGACACAGCUUUGGUUUUGGGGAAGACAUCGAGGUCAUUGUCCCAUUUCUAUCCAAUUUGAGAAGUCACACCCGACCACUCAUCAACGAAAUAUCUCUUUUCAAACAGAUCUCUAUUUAUAUUCAUGCCCAAUCCGAUCAGUGUGAAUGGAGCAACGUCUGCCACUAUCUCGCAAAAAACAUGCAUUUGAAGAGUCUGAAGCUGAUCGUGGAGGGAGGUCGACCGAGCGCUGGUUGGGAAGGGAUGCCACAAUAUGAUUUAUCGGAUUUUCAAACACUACACAGAGCGAAAUAUGAAGCAUUGGAAUGGGUAUGGGAGCUGCUGUCGAUUCAAGGCCUUCAAAAGCUGGAAGUUAGCUCAGGAAUACACCAUUGUCCCCGGGCGCGGUCAUUACCGUUGGCUUUCUCCGCAGAUUUUUCAGCAUCCAUCGAAACUGAGUUAGCGGAUUUCUUGAGAUCGAAAAUGCUUCCCAAAUCGUGA
Messenger RNA from Hymenoscyphus albidus, 693 nucleotides. NCBI's taxonomy places the organism in Eukaryota, Fungi, Ascomycota, Leotiomycetes, Helotiales, Helotiaceae. The record is from the annotation of a GenBank genome assembly.